AGCCAAACUUUGCAUUUUUAGGUUUGUUUUGGUGAAAUACUUUUACAAAAACAUGUGUCAGUGUGACUGUAAUCCGCGAAGUUUGAAGUCGUUGUUUAUCGCGUUCCCUGAAAUCAUGGUGCAUUUAGGGUGCUUUGGAAAGCUCUGAAUUUCAAGCAACAUGUUAUUGUAAACUCACAAGACAUCGCAUCUUUGAAUACUACGUUUUUGUUUUUACGAAGGUAACAUUUACUACAAUUUACUAGCCUACGUCUUAACAAUAAUUUGUAAUUCGACAUUGUUUUGACAACUUUGGCUACAGUGGGUUUCAAACUCUCAGCCCAUGUUUUUUAGUUAGCAAAUAACUAGGCCUAAUUGAGGUGUGUUGAACUUGUUUUAUUCCCAGCAUAUGUACAACUAGCUUAACUUGAGUUUAGAGUGGGUAUUUAGCAAAAUCAACAGGAAAAGUUAAGAAGGAAAAUACUUUUAAUAGCUUUUUUUGGUCGCAGAAUCAGUACAAGAGUUUUCUUUCCCCCUGUUAGAUAGUUUCUAACUCACCUAUAUUAAUUCCUCUUGUUCUGGUUUGAGAGGGGAGUUUGUAUAGCAGCUGAUGGUUUAAAAUGUUUUUAAUUUGCACCAUUGUUACAUGCAAAAGUAAUUCAGGAUAACACACAAUUAUUAGCCAUCACAACACCUUAUCGUGAUGUGCUCCUUUCCAUAUUGAAAAAAGUCAAGUUGCAAUUGUGAGAACCACUAUGACAUCAACUGAAAAAGAAAAGUAAAUCUACUUACCUUUUUGUUAAUAGACACGUACACUUUUUUGUUUUGAAUUUUGACCUUAAAAAGAGGGGGAAAAAUACAUGUUUAUUUCAUUAAAAUGACAGCUAAUAGAUGCUAUGUGUCUGUGUGGUUUGUACCUUGUGGCACGGUAAACAGUCCAUGCCGGGGUAUUCCUCCAGGUCCCCUGUAUGGAUGUUAAAACAGGCUCCAUGCCACGGGCAGCGCACUUUGUUGCCUGAAAUAAAUCCUGACCGCACAAUGACAGUGUUAGGAAAGAAAGCAAUUAUUUAAGAAGAAUACAUAUACAACAUGUGUGAAAAGGCUGUAUUUUAAAAUGUACACUAUGGCUUUACAUAGAACUGUUGUGUCUGUCUAAAUGGCAACAUUCAGCUUCCACAGAUGAAAGCAUCCCAUCCUCAAAGAGUCAUGUGUGAAUCAAGGGACAAUAGUGAAAUACUAAAUCUAUGUGGAUGUGCAUCUUUACCUUUGCUGAGUGGAGCUCCGUAGUGUGUACACUGGUGACCAAUGGCACUGUAUCUGCCUUCACUGCGUGUCAACAGCACACUGUGGUUUCCCACUUCCACCUCCAUCAUCCUGAGGUAACACACACACACACACACAUACUUAGGGGACAUUUUCCUGCUGAAACGUCCUUCUAAUGAAUUUGAAUGCAGGAAUGCACUGUGGUAUUUGCACUUGUUUAUAUUAUAAAACCGUUUUUUAUAAUAUAAAUAUAUAUUUAUAUUAUAAAAAACCGUUUUCUCCUCCUUACUGUCCAUCCUUCAGGUCUGACUCUAGACACACCACCUCCGUCAGCUCCUCUGAUGAGUCCUCUGGAUCAGAGUCCGGAAGCUCUUCACGGGCUGCUAACACACACAUGCACACACAUUUCAAAGAAGUUAUAACCGACUACAGUUUUAAAUGUUGUUUUCCCUUGAUAAAGAUCAUUACUUUCAUUUCAGACACCCAGUGAUUAGACUGCUGUUAAAUUAAGUGAAAGAUGGAUAAACUGACUGUUAUUGAAAUAAAUAAAUAUUGAGACAGUUUACUCACAUGUUUUGUUCCCUGACAUAUCUCUGAUUCAGCGUUAACUCCACGAAGAAACACAAACCUCACAGUGAGUCAGAUGCUCUGUUCAGAGAUGGUUUUUCUUUUGCAACAGCCCAAUUAGUUUCCUGCACAUCAGCUCAAUGAUGGGAUAGUAGAAGUCCGUUUCCACGGCAACCGGUCCAUCCCCAACCCUCAUCCCUUGAUCCUGGGAGACAAAGUGUAAAAAGUGGACGUUUCUGUCGGGUUUGAUAGCCUAAGACGAGAAAAAAUCAAGCAAAAAGUAACUUUUGGGACUCCGGUGAAUGAACUGUCGGUGUGAUGUCAGUGGUCAUGUUCAGCCCUGUUGUUGUUGCAGAGAAAGGCGUCGCUGGUGCUUUGUGUUUCACAGCGGAAGCAAGCAGAAAGGCUGACGAGGCAGCCGACACUGAAUGGACCAGCAACAAAGCAUAACUUACAAAACCAGAGUGUGUUGCAGCUGAAAUAUGUCCUGAACACAUGAGGACCUGGGAUUUCAAGUGAACUAUAGACUCCAGGUUCUCGAUUAUGGAUCUAAAGUCAACACUUCUGGUAGUCGCAGGAUCUGUUUGUUCUUUCAAACUGCUGAACACCAUCCUAAGAUUCCUGCCAACACCGGAGCAGGCGCUGAACAAGUCGUGGAGGUGGAGGAACAUCAGCACCUCUCUAGCUCACAGCUCGCUGAGUGGAGCAUGGGCUGUUUUAUGCUUCUACCUUCAACCUCAGUUGUUGGAGGACCUGAUCUCCCGUCACUCCUUGCUCUCUCACAGUCUUGUAGCUGUGUCUACAGGUUAUUUUAUCCAUGACUUCUUGGAAGUGGCCUUGAAUCGGCCAUUUAAACAGUCCUGGGAGGUGCUCCUCCACCACUCAGCGGUGCUGUCCUGUUUCGGUUUGGCCCUGACGUCCCGCCUCUACGUGGGUUACUCUGUGGUGUCGUUGCUGAUUGAGAUCAACUCGGUCUUCCUUCACAUCCGACAGCUCCUCCUCCUGUCAGGACGGAGGAACAGGACGGACACUAACACCCCUCGCCCGUCUGUGACCUACAGCGUGACCAGCUGGCUCACCCUGGCAACGAUGUUUGUGUUUCGUGUCUGCACGGUGGGCUGGAUGACCCGCUGGCUGGUAGCUCACAGUGAACACAUGCCUCGCUUCGUCCUGACGAUGGGGGCCACGGGCCUGAGCCUCAUCUCCAUCAUGAACGUGGUGCUGCUGUACAGACUGAUCAGGGCCGACUUCAUCAGCAACACACACAACACCAGCGGGGACCUUUAGAGGGAGACAGUUCUCGGAUCCAAAAUAACUCCAUUAGCCCAGUUUUCCACCUCAUGACGGGCCUGACCACAGACUUAUUAUGUUCUUACUUAUAAUGUUCAUCAUUAUAGUAAAAAGUGAAGCAUAGCAUAUCAUGUCUUUUGUGGAAUUAGACAUACAAAAAUAAUCACACAAGAGCUGCUUUAAGCUCUAAUGUAGACUCAAAAACAAUUAUGCCUAAAAUGUUGACUUUUCAUCUAAUUUUAUUACAUAACUGCAGCAUUUCAUGUGAUGUUUUUCUACCAUGUUGAGUGUGGAUUCAAUAAACCACUAAAUAACUUGAAUAA
Messenger RNA from Notothenia coriiceps (black rockcod), 3422 nucleotides. RefSeq names its product TLC domain-containing protein 2-like. Gene Ontology annotation, cellular component: plasma membrane. The record is from RefSeq and is a predicted model, not a curated record. Gene Ontology annotation, biological process: membrane assembly; phospholipid homeostasis; regulation of membrane lipid distribution. Bases 2353 to 3096 code for a protein of 247 amino acids. The transcript has 6 exons. NCBI's taxonomy places the organism in Eukaryota, Metazoa, Chordata, Actinopteri, Perciformes, Nototheniidae.